Nothobranchius furzeri (turquoise killifish) is the source of this 4752-nucleotide messenger RNA. RefSeq names its product zinc finger protein OZF. Gene Ontology annotation, cellular component: nucleus. Gene Ontology annotation, biological process: regulation of transcription by RNA polymerase II. NCBI's taxonomy places the organism in Eukaryota, Metazoa, Chordata, Actinopteri, Cyprinodontiformes, Nothobranchiidae. The record is from RefSeq and is a predicted model, not a curated record. Gene Ontology annotation, molecular function: DNA-binding transcription factor activity, RNA polymerase II-specific.
CACCGACCACCGGAAAAAGCAGAAACCGGAAGCUGCUAGCAGAGCUAGCUUGUUGUUGUUCUGGUGUGUGAGGAGAAUAUUUGAGGCUCUGCAGUAAAAAUGUCUUCACUUCAGUCUCUGGGAGAGUUGAUCAGCUAAAGCGACUAACUGCUGCUGCUGCAGAAAUCUUCUCACCAGGCUGUGGAAAAUUUCUUCUCCUCCUCAACAACUUGGUGGAGUUCUUUCCAGAACCAGAGAAGAUAUUCUGCGGUCUUCGUGACAAUCGGAGCUCCAGAAUCAGGUUGUGGGAUCAUCCAUCAGCUGGGACUGAUCCAUCCUGCUCACACUCUCCGACGGAAACGCCCCGAAUCUGAAUGUGACUCUGGAGGAAAAAGCGGUUAGCUCUACUCCGUGAACUCAGCUGUUAGCUAAACACGGCUAAAGAAAACCUGCUACCACUUCAGGAUCAUCCAUCAGCUGGGACUGAUUCAUCGUGUGUUCUUCACCACCUGGACCUGGACAGCAUGGACACAGGUGUUCAACAGAUGGUGCAGGUUAAAGAAGAUCCUGAAGAACAGAGUGCGGGUGUGGAACAGCAGGACCCAGAACAUCUCCACAUAAAGGAGGAAAAUGAGGAACUCUGGACCAGUCUUAGGGGAGAGCGUCUCUGUUUGAAGGAGGAGACUGAUUCUGCCUGGUUUCAGUUCAGUGCUGUUUCUAUAAAGAGUGAGGAUGAUGAAGAGAAACCUCUGGCCUCACAGCUUCAUCAGCAGCAAAUAGAAGACAGAGAUGUUCCAACCAGCAGCUCAUCUGACCAGAUGACAGCAGAAAUUUGUGGAGUAUCAGGAACUAGCAGGAAUCCAGAUCUGAACCCUCAUGAACAAACAUCUGAUUCUUCAGAGACUGAAGUUAGUGGAGAUGAUGAUAAGAAUCUAGACUCUGGGAUGUCAGACUCUGGGUCUGAAACUGGAGACGAAGACCAUGACUGGAAUGAGAAAAGGUCUUCUGAGUCAGAUGUUAAGACAGUCAACAUAUCUUUUAGCUGCCUUGAGUGCGGUGAACAAUUUCAUGACAAGCAGUCUCUCCAGAAACAUGUGAGAGUAACCAGUCAUUCAGUAAUCAGAUCUUCCAGCUUUUGGGGUAAGAAGAAAUCGGUUAGACUUAAGCAACCCGUAGACUCAUAUAGGGAAGUUCAGAAAGAACUAAAAUCAUUUAGUUGUGGUGACUGUGGAAAAAUAUUUAGUACAAAAUCAAGUUUUAACAGACACCAGAGAAUCCACACAGGACAGAAACCUUUUGUCUGUGAGCUAUGUGGACAAAGAUUUACCCGUAAGUCAAAUUUAAACAGUCACGUGAGAGUCCACACAGGACAGAAACCUUUUUCCUGUGAGCUCUGUGAACAAAGAUUUACCCGUAAGUCAAAUUUAGACAGUCACAUGAGAGUCCACACAGGACAGAAACCUUUUGUCUGUGAGCUCUGUGGAAAAAGAUUUACCCAAAAGUCGACUUUAAGCGAUCACAUGAGAGUCCACACAGGACAGAAAUCUUUUGUCUGUGAGCUCUGUGGAAAAAGAUUUACCCAAAAGUCGCAUUUAAGUGAUCACAUGAGAGUCCACACAGGACAUAAACCUUUUGCCUGUGAGCUCUGUGGACAAAGAUUUAAACAGAAUUCAGGUUUAAACCAUCACAUGAGAAUCCACACAGGGCAGAAAUCUUUUGUCUGUGAGCUCUGUGGAAAAAGAUUUACCCAAAAGUCGAAUUUAAACACUCACAUCAGAGUCCACACAGGAGAUAAACCUUUUGCUUGUGAAUUCUGUGGAGAAAGAUAUGGACAAAAGAACAAUUUAUUCAAGCACAUGAGAAUCCACACAGGAUAGAAACCUUCUGUUUGUGAGCUCUGUGGACAAAAUUAAAGUGACUGUGUGUACGUUCCCUGGCAAUAGUGGGCAGUACAAACCUAAAUGAUUGCAAGCAAGCAGUAUGUUUGUGUUCAAGUAUGACUUGACCAAUGUAUGGCUAUUAGGGUCAAAAACCUCUGCACUUUUCAAACAUGUACUUCAUCAGAUCUCUGCUGUGGGGGUGGGGGUUGGGUGUUUGUGCUCCCGACUGACCCAUCUUCAGUUGUGAUAAGUAUUUAUGCUUCUGUGUUUUUACACAGCUUUUAACUCAUUCACUGCCAGCCGUUUCCUGAUCAGAAAGGCGCUUUGCUGUCACUUUAUUUUUAAGAGUCACAGAACGUUGCGCGCUAGGAUGAUGCCAACACCAAAACUAACAAAACAAAGAGUAGACUCACCACUUAAAUCAGGAAGAAUCCGCGAGUUUCAAGCAUUAUCCAUUUUUUCGUAUUCUGUUGUUGAAUUAUGAUCGGCAGAAGCUUUUCCGGUUCGAGCUUCACUUUUUUUACAGCAACGGUCCAAAACGAUCUCCUAACACAUGGAUUUUCUGCUUCCUGAUCACAUGAUGUGACAUACGCAGAUGAAGAUCGGCUUUAGAGCUGGGAUGUUUGUUCUCACGGUGAGUCCAUCCAUCUAUCCAUUUUCAUCCGCUUAUCUUGAGUCGGGUUGCAGGGGCAGUAGCCUAAGGCAAGAGGCCCAUACUUCCCUCUCCCGGCCACUUGGGCCAGCUCCUCCAGGGGAAUCCCAAGGCGUUCCCUGGCCAGGUGAGAGACAUAGUCCCUCCACCGUGUCCUGGGUCUACCUUUAGGUCUCCUCGUCUCCUCCCGGUUGGACGUGCCCGGAAAGGAGGCAUCCUGACCAGAUGCCCGAGCCACCUGAACUGGCUCCUCUCGAUAUGGAGGAGCAGCAGGUCUACUCCGAGCCCCUCCCGAAUGACCGCGCUUCUCACCCUAUCUCUAAAGCCCGGUUUAUGCUUCUCCAUCAGCUCCGCAAGGGACAGACACACACGGAUUGACAGAAGCGUUUUGCUCUCAUACUUCUCCGUCUCCUGGAGAGUGUUGCAAAGCAAUUGCCCGGCAGGACCACAGAGGGCGUAGCACUGUUCUGUGGUAUCCUGUCAUGUAUCGGUCCAAGAUGGUGUGUUUAUAUUGUGUUUUUUGUGUGUAUAAGAGACGGAGAAGCAUAAAUCAGGCUUUAGGGAGAACCCAGCCACUCUUCGAAGAAAACUCAUUUUGGCCGCUUGUAUCCGCAAUCUCGUUCUUUCGGUCACUACCGAAAGCUCAUGACCAAAGGUGAGGGUAGGAACGUAGAUUGACUGGUAAAUCGAGAGCUUCACCUUCUGGCUCAGCUCUCUCUUCACCACGACAGACCGGUACAACACCCGCAUCACUGCAGAUGCAGCACCAAUCCGCCUAUCGAUCUCAUGCUCCAGUUUUCCCCUCACUCGUGAACAAGACCCCGAGAUACUUAAACUCCUCCCCUUGAGGCAGGACCUCAUCCCUGACCUGGAGAAGGCAUUCUACCCUUUUCCGAAUCAAGACCAUGGUCUCAGAUUUAGAGGAGCUGAUUCUUAUCCCAGCUGCUUCACACUCGGCUGCGAACUGCUCCAGCGAAAUCUGAAGAUCACGUUCUGAUGAAGCCAACAGGACCACGUCAUCUGCAAAAAGCAGAGACCUGAUCCUCAGGGCACCAAAACGGAUGCCCUCCACACCUUGGCUGUGCCUCGAAAUCCUGUCCAUAAAGGUUAUGAACAGAAUCGGUGACAAAGGGCAGCCUUGGCAGAGUCCAACUCUCACUGGGAACGAGCACGACUUACUGCCGGCAAUGCGGACCAAGCUCUAACACCAGUCAUACAGAGACCUAACAGCCGAUAUCAGAGGGCGUGGUACCCCAUACUCCCGGAGUACCACCCACAGGGCCCCCCGAGGGACGCGGUCAAAUGCCUUCUCCAAAUCCACAAAACACAUGUAGACUGGUUGGGCAAAUUCCCACACACCCUCUAGGAUCCCCUGACUCUGCCAGACUUUCCCUGCAGACCCUCGCAAUAUGUUUCGGCCUGCCUGGUCUGACCGGCAUCCUCCCCCACCAUCUGAGCCAACUCACCACCAGGUAGUUGUCAGUUGACAGCUCAGGUGAUUCUCAUUUUUUUCUAUACAUGGAAUCCAUCCUUUGCUUCAGUUUUCACCAAACACAAUAAAAUAUAGAUCCAUUGCAUAUUAUUGUUUACAUCAAGGUAACUGAGCACAUCCACACUAGCUGUAGGGCUAGAACCCCGUCACCAGCCGUUACCCAGAGCUGUUUCUCCAUGAUUUAAGCUAACAAAAUAAAAACUAGGGAUUUAAAUAUGACUACUUUAGAUUAUUUAACACAUCUUGGUGUAGAUGAACAAAAAAUAAACAUCUCUAAGCUAAUGAUGUUUAGCACAAAACUUCCAGAUGAGUUUGAAAUAGCUAGCUAGCUAGACGACAGUCCUCAGAACUGGCUGUCUGGAGUUCGCACAGCUGAACCGAAUGAGUGUAAGGAGCAUAAUUAUAUAAUAAAAGUCCUUAGAUGGCAGCUAUAAUUUGUUAGUUUCUGGACAUGUGAGGUAGAUAUUUUACUUUAAUUCUGUCACAAGUCUGUCUCCCACUAUGUGGAUGGUUUAGCCACUAGAACUGCCUUUAGUUUAUUUUAUUAGCCGGAAACCUAUAAAAUUUAAUUUUCUGUUCUUCAUUCAUCUACUUGUGCAGCCUACAGUACUGUGUGUGUUUUCUAGUUUUAGUCUUCAGUGUUUCGUAUCUAAUUCUAUUGUUCAUUUUUGUUUUGUCCUUUAUUGCUGGAAAACAUAUUCAGUUGCCUUUGUUUGGCAAAUGUGCUAUAUAAAUAAAGCUGUCUUGUU